Penicillium salamii is the source of this 1584-nucleotide messenger RNA. Lineage: Eukaryota; Fungi; Ascomycota; Eurotiomycetes; Eurotiales; Aspergillaceae. The record is from the annotation of a GenBank genome assembly.
AUGACUCGCUUUCUUGGACUACCCCUCGUAGCUUUGGGCUCUGUAGCCUUGGCUACCCAGGAUGCGUUUCAAUCAAAGUGCGCUAAGUUUGGCGAUCAGAUUGAUAUUCCCAAUGUCAAGGUGAACUUUGCUGAGUAUGUUCCUGGGGGUACCAACGUGUCUUUGGCGGACAACCCUCCUAGCUGUGGUUACUUGAGCCAAGCAGUUUCAGCGGACCUGUGCCGAGUGGCUAUGGCCGUAAAAACCUCCAACAGCAGUGAGAUCACGUUGGAGGCCUGGUUCCCUCGUGAAUACAAGGGCCGUUUCCUAAGCACUGGCAACGGGGGUGUCUCUGGCUGUAUCCAGUACUAUGACCUUGCCUAUACAUCCCAAUUAGGCUUCGCAUCAGUCGGAGCUAAUAACGGACACAAUGGUACCUCAGGAGAGCCCUUCUAUCGCCACCCUGAAGUUGUCAAAGAUUAUGCAUACCGAUCCGUUCACACAGGAGUUGUUGUGGGCAAGGAACUCACCAAGCAAUUCUACGAUGAGGGCUUCGACAAGAGCUACUACCUUGGAUGUUCAACUGGUGGCCGCCAAGGAUGGAAGUCUGUCCAGAAAUAUCCCAAUGACUUCGACGGUGUAGUUGCUGGCGCACCCGCUAUCAACCUGGUCAAUCUGUUCUCUUGGAGUGCGCAUUUCUACCCCAUUACCGGCUCCCCAUCUUCAAAAACCUUCCUGUCAGCCGAUGAAUGGCAAAUUGUCCACGAUGAAAUCCUCCGUCAAUGCGACUCAAUUGAUGGCGCAAAGGAUGGAGUCAUUGAAGACCCUGAUCUCUGCCGCCCUGUCUUGGAGACUUUGACAUGUGACCCCAGUGCUUCAAACAAAACCAGUUGCCUCAGCAGUGCACAAGUCAACACCGCUCAACAGGUCCUUUCUCCCUUUUAUGGAAUCAAUGGUACUCUGUUAUACCCGCGCAUGCAACCUGGUUCCGAAAUCCUUGCUGCGCCCAUAAUGUACAGCGGAACUCCAUUCCAAUACAGCCAAGACUGGUACCGCUAUGUGGUAUAUAACGACCCGUCCUGGAGCGGUGCAAACUUCACUGUCAAGGAUGCUGCCGUUGCUCUUGCACAGAACCCAUACAACAUUCAGACCUGGGAAGGUGAUAUAUCAGCCUUCAAGAAGACUGGUGGCAAGAUACUGCAUUAUCAUGGCUUGCAGGAUCAGCUUAUUAGCUCCGAGGAUUCGAAGUGGUACUAUUCCCAUGUCUCCAACACCAUGAAGCUGCCUCCAUCCAAGCUGGAUGAGUUCUAUCGCUUCUUCCAGAUCAGCGGUAUGGGCCAUUGUGGCAGCGGUGAUGGUGCUUAUGGUAUUGGCCAGGGGUUGAAGACGUAUAGUGGCGACAAUGAGCCAGAGGACAACGUGCUGAUGGCUAUGGUCCAGUGGGUUGAAGAGGGCAAGGCGCCGGAGACUGUUCGUGGUGCCAAGUUCGUGAAUGGCCCCGGAUCUAAGGUUGAGUACAAGCGUAAGCAUUGUCGCUGGCCUCGGCGCAAUGUUUUCAAGGGCCCUGGAAAUUAUACAGACGAGAACGCCUGGCAAUGUGUCUGA